Lycium barbarum (goji berry) is the source of this 2756-nucleotide messenger RNA. RefSeq lists its product as uncharacterized. Gene Ontology annotation, molecular function: transposase activity; DNA binding; zinc ion binding. Gene Ontology annotation, biological process: DNA transposition. The record is from RefSeq and is a predicted model, not a curated record. Lineage: Eukaryota; Viridiplantae; Streptophyta; Magnoliopsida; Solanales; Solanaceae. The transcript has 2 exons. The coding region runs from base 75 to 2489 and encodes 804 amino acids.
ACUUGGAAGAUUUUGCUGGCACAGUGAGUGGACAUUUUAUAUUCUUCCUCGAACAAUGAGAUUUUCACUUCUGUAUGUUGUCCAUGCUUUUCUUUCUUCUUUUUUGUAAACCACUUAUGGUAUUAGGCACACAAUUAACACAUAGAUGCUUUAAUAACUUUAUAUGUUUAGUUGUUAUCUUAUAUUUGGAUUAUCUUUUAAUUAAUCUUUUUUUUUGUUUAUUCGUUUAUAUCGAUUUCAGAUUAUUUAAGAUGGUUUUGGUUGAUUUGGUAUUUCACCAUGGUGGUGUGUGGAUAAGAGAUCCAAAACUGCUAUAUUCUAUGAAGAAUGUUCACAAAUGGGAAGGUUAUGAUCCUGAUCUCUUAUCUUAUAUAGAUAUCGUUAAUGAAUACAAAAAUAGUUUAGGGUUUGUGGGUGUUCAACAACUGAUUGUGUAUGUCCCUUCUGGAAAAUAUUAUGAAAUAGAAGGUGAUGAUGGGAUUAGGACAUUAUUGUCUUUUGUUAAUGGUGAGUUUGAUGUGAUAAACCUAUUUGCUGUUGAGGAUAAUGAAUUGUCUGUUGAUGUUGAGAACAUAAAGGUUAAUGAUGCAGCUACAGACUGUAGCUCUCAUGGUACUGAUAAUGGUAUUAAUGAUGGGUCUGAUGAAUCUGAUUAUGAUAGUGCACAGAUGGAGGCUUUUGCAAAAGAAAGAAAUAGAACAAUCAAUGCAAAGUUGUCUAAUUAUAAGGACUUACACAAAUUUAUGACAUUCAAAGGUAUAGAUGAAGCUAGGAGAUACAUGAGCUUAUAUGCAUUGUGCCAUGGUUAUAAUUUUACUUUGAAAAAAAGUGAUCCAUUAAGGGUUAGGUAUACAUGUAAAAAAGAAUGCAACUUUGUGUGUCUAAUUUCUGGUGAAAAAAAUGUUGCUGGUGUUAGUGUGAAAACACUAAAAGGAGAACAUAAGUGUGAACCUUCCUUUGAAAACCAUAGUGUUAAGGCAACUACAAUUGCAUACUACUUCAAGGAAAAGGUACAAGGUAACCCCAAAUAUAAGAUUAAAGAUAUGAGAGCUGAUCUUAAAACAGCUUUUAACAUUAAUGCUUCCUUUGGUAAGGCUAAGAGAGCCAAAAGAAUGAUUUUGGAAGAUUUGGAAGGUAGUUUCGUUGAUGAUUAUAAAAAGCUUGUUGGAUAUGUAAAUGCCUUGAAGGAGAGUAAUCCAGGAAGUGAUAUCAUCCUCAAGGUUUCAAAAGCUGCACUUGCAGAAGGCAAACAAAGAUUUUUGAGGAUGUACAUUUGUUUUGAUGCUCUGAAGAAGGGGUUUAGAGUAGGACUGAGACCCUUUAUUGGCUUGGAUGGGACCUUUUUGAAAGGUAAAGCCAAAGGUCAAAUAUUAACUGUUGUUGCUCAAGACUCAAUGAACCACUUUUAUCCCAUUGCUUGGGCUGUUGUGGACAAAGAAACCAAAGCUACUUGGCUUUGGUUCUUGGAAUUGCUUGGGAAGUCUCUAAACUUCAACAAUGGAGAAGGGAUCACAUUAGUCUCAGACAUGCAAAAGGGACUAAUUGAGGCAGUCCAACAAGCUCUACCUGCUGCUUUGCAUAGGUUUUGUGUGAAACACAUAGAAGCUAAUUGGAGAAAGAAAGGGAAGAAAACCAAAGAAAUGACUAAGGUUCUUUGGUGGUGUGCAUGGAGCGCCUAUAGAGAGGAGUUGGAUGAUCAUCUGAAGACAUUGGGUGAUUUGUCAGAAGGAGCCAAAGACCACUUGUUGGACUACCCAAUAGAAACUUGGUGUAGGACUUUCUUUGACACAGUUUGCAAGAAUCAGAAAGUGGAAAACAACUUGGUUGAAUCAUUCAACUCCUGGAUAUUGGUACCUAGACACAAAGCUAUCAUUGGGAUGCUUGAGGAAAUAAGAAUAAAGGUGAUAGAGAUGGUGAGCAACAAUGAAGAAGAGGUGUUGACUUGGGCUACUGAAUGGAGUCCAGAAUCUAUACAAAUGUACAAUGAAUUUCAGAAGAUUGCUACUAGGUGUACUUUACAUUUCAAUGGGGAUUAUGGGUUUGAGGUGAGUGAAGGGAAUGACAAGCACAUUGUCAAUUUGUCUAUUAAGAAGUGCACUUGCAGGGUGUGGGACCUCACUGGAAUCCCAUGUCCCCAUGCAAUCAAGGCACUUCAUUACAAGAAGUUUGAUCCCUUGAAAGAGAUCCACUGGUGGUACUCAAAAGAAGCAUAUCUCUUGACUUAUCAUCACAAGUUACAACCAGUUCCAGGACCAAAGUUCUGGAAAAUAGAUCCAGCAGAAGCAAUGGAACCACCACCUUUGGUAAACAUGGCUGGCAGACCUAGAGAGAAAAGAAAAAGAGACAAAGAUGAAGCACUUAAGAGGCAAACUGGGUGGGUUGCACUAAGGAAAGGAAGAGUUAUGACAUGUUCAACUUGUGGACUUAUUGGACAUAAUGCUAGGGGUUGUGGAAAGGUAAUCUUUCUAUUUAAAUUAGUUGUCAAUUGAAUAUCCUGGACUUGAACUUGAAGAAGAUCUACCUUUGAGGCCAAGAGGUGUGUCAGAGUUGAAGUCUAGACUCCAACAAAGACAGAAGCAACCCAUACUAACUGGAUCAAGACAAAUCAGCUUCAUUGGUGAUGCUAGAGGUUUAAGCAAACCAAGUGAGUUGUAUGCACCAAAAGGUCUCUCAUCGAAUGGUAAUAUAUCUCUUAUUGGAAGACAGACAGAGCAGAUGAGAGUGGAGAAAAUUAAGGCAAGGAAGGGUAAUGGGAA